AAUUGGGUUUUAGCCCAUUGUUUUCUUAUAAUUGUCUUUUGAAAUAAAAUAUGUUUUGUUUCUAACUUCUUUCUGAACUCAUCAUUUUCCUCUAGUUAUGUUCUCACACACACCUACAUUCCAUUAUCACCAUUUUUUUGCAUAUGAUUCACACAUGCAAAGUUUUGUUUACUUACAGUAAUGUCAGACAGGAUGAUUGUAAAAAAAUAUAAAUUAAACUUUAUUUGAAAGUGUUUUAUUUUUUACUUUGUAAUUUAAAAGUAUCAGGUUAAAAAAAUAUUCAAGCUAGAAAGAUACAUAAAACAAAAUAACAAAACAAUGUGAAGAUAGAAGCUUAGUUUUCCUCAUUGGGGUUUCCUCAUUAUUUGCCCAUCAUUAGGGUCUAAACACUCUAAAAACUGUUGAGUUGUGUUAUACCAUAACCCAUCAGUUCUGUCUGAUAUUCACCCAAUUAUAAAUUACCCUGUUUGUGAAAACUCAGCUAAAAUUAUGUUUUAUGAAUCCCUUUUCUAGACUGUAAAAUAAUUCAACAUUUUUGUCAAAUCAACAUAUGUUUUAUGCUACUUUAACUUAAAAAAUUAAGUUAAUCGACUUUAACUAGUUUUUAUAAGUUAUAGUUUUUAUAAGUUAUUUUUUUUUACAGUUUACAUAAAUCAUCCUACAUAAUUUAAAGCACAUUUUGUAAGAAUAUAACCUUGAUAUCUUUAAUGUUGACUGUAAGGUCAUGUCAGAUUGAUAUGAAGCCCUGAAAUCAGAUUUUAAAUAUCCAUAUCUCAUAGUUAAACCUCAUUCAAAUAGCAAUGUGGUCCAAGAAAAUGCCCCUAAAAUUGGUAGACAUACUUCUGAUUUAUGCACUAUAUCUGUGCGCGCCUGGCAGGAACAGUUUUGAGUCCGAAACGGAGAUGGCAGGCCAGAGCUUGAUAUUUUUGUGAUGGAAAAUGCAAUUUCUAAAUGCAGAACUUCUCAGUCAUAGAAAACACGCGCAAGGUAAAAGUAACGCAAAAGUAACGGAAGCAUAACUUUUCAUGAUAAGUAACUAAGUAACUUAACUUAAUAUUGUAAUGCAUUAUCAUAUACAAAAAUGCAUGCGAGUUGUUUCUGGAGAGAGAAAUAGCGGAUACUGAGCAAAUUUCAGAUGCUGCUGAGAAAAAAACUACUAAGUUCAGGACUUUAAGCCUUUGGUGCAGCCCUUUUUGAUUGGAGGGGUGGUGAAAAGGUGAUAUACACCUUCAAAUUAAUAUAACUCUGGCAUUUUUUGGUCUAGAAGCCUAAUUUUGGUCUUGUUUUAAAGAAGACACUUUAACGUUUUUACGGAAGUGUCUGGAGGUGAAAAUAUAAUUUUUUUAUAGCAGUUUACAUUUAAAAAUGCAAUAUAGUAUUAUUUUUAAACGCAUCACGUGUCUUUACGGUAUCUUUGUGAUACACACUGAUUCUGGCAAGUAAUUGGCAGUGUGAUGGAACCAAAAAUCUAACAAUCACGGACAAAUCCCUGAUGCUAUUUCCGCGUAUUUUAUGUAAUGUCAGUGUGAAAAGGGCUUUAGAUGGAUUUUACAGACAAUGUCACACACUCCAAAAAAAGGAUGUGUUAAUUUUUACACAUUGUUUUGCAUUAUCCUAUUUAACACAUUUUGUGUCAUUUCGUGUUAAUUUUGUGUUUAAAUAAAUAAAAAAAGAGACAACACAAGAUCUGUUAAAUGGCACAAAGUGUAGUCUGUUGUUCCAAUAAUAACACAGAGAUGUGUUAAAACAACAAAAUUUGUUUUAAGAGGUAUAUUAUCAGUCAUUUUAAAUAAAUAACCGAAUAAACUUUGUUUUUAGUACAGUUAUUUGCAUGUCCUGUCUCGAUGGAAAUUUUUGGGGUCUUCUAUGCAAAUGUUAGGUGUAUAGGUGGUUAUUAGACAGCGCAGUGCAAAAUCAGGAAGAUCAGUGGACAAGCAAACCUUCCCAGCAAGGUAAGAAUUUCCUGUCCUGACCUGACGUUGAUGAAAUCAAGAUGCGUAUACUGUGGCUGACACUUCUCUUGGGCUCAGUAUGGGCAGAGGAGCAGCAUUUUCAGCAUUUCGAUAACUUAACGUGGGAUGAAGCCAGGCAGCACUGUCAGGUCUGUUACAAAGAACUGACGACCAUUGCUAGUUGGAACGUCCGCGGCGUUGUGCAUAAUCUCACUUCAGACUACUGGGUUGGACUUCGCAGGAGCCUCAAUGGCACCUCACCAUGGUCCAGCUGGUCCAAUGGGGAUCCAGUUGCAUUUCAGAACUGGUAUCCUGGCCAUCCUGUGCCAAAAGAAGAAACAUGUUCUUUAACUCCAACAAGUACCCCAGCGAACGUUUCGGCAAGUACCCCAACGACCGUUUCAGCGAGUACCCCAAUGCACUCAACCACGGCACCACAAAUGAACAACACAGUAGAUCGGUGCUCCCUACUGACAGAAAUGCUUUCCUGCUUAAAUAUGACAUAUAGUGACCUUAGAAAUGUAACUGGGACUACAGUGACUACUAUGACUACAACUCCUCAUGCUUUAUACACUAGCCCACCCCCUGUCAAUAUCACAUCUAAUAGCACACAAGGAACAUGUAAUACCAAAGCUCCAGAGUAUAUUGAGGAUGCUUGUGUGGCCCUGCUCAGAAAUGGCAUGUGGAAAGAAAAACAAUGCUACGAACGUCUACCCUUCAUCUGCUAUGAUGAGCGUUUUUUUGGAGAAAUACAUGUGUCCAAUGUGACUGACAAAAAGGCCAACCUAUCCUGGAGUGAAGGACCUGGAAACAUUAGUCACUACAGAGUGGAAGUCACAGAAGGCACAAACCAGACUUUUGAUGUGACAGGCUUGGUUACAGAAUUAGGGGGGCUCACAGCAGGAACUCAAUACAAUGUCCAGGUGUUCCCCGUCAAAUGUGACAGGGAUCUCAAUCCUCAGAAUAUCUCUUUCUACACCCCCCCAUUUAGUGUUUAUAACCUGACAGUGACGAAGGUGACGACUCAAGUCAUUGAACUGAGCUGGAGUCAUACUGGCAACUGUACUUUCUUCUUAAUAAGGGUGUCAGAUGAAACCUCGAAACAAGAGAAUGCACAAAAAUCUAAGAUUGAGAAUCUCCAACCAGGGAAAAAGUAUAAUUUUACAGUUACUGCUGUGGUAAAUGAUACUGAAAGUGAGCCAAACAGCACUUCAGCUUACACCAAGCCUUCACGUGUCCUGAAUCUAACAUCAGCAGAUACAGAUUUUAAAGUCAUAAACGCUUCUUGGACAAAACCUGAUGGAGAGUGUUCAGGUUAUCUUGUUUGUCUUAAUGAAGACAGUGGAUGCAUUAAUUGCAGUGAAUGCAUUAAUUGUGUUGGAUGCAUUAAUUGCAGUGAGUGUGCAAGCUGCAAUGAGUAUGCAAACUGCAGUAUCACAGCAGAGAAGCACAAAGAAUUUACUGAUAAAACACCUGGCAAGAAAUACUUUCUGUGUGCGGCAGCCCUGACAGACAGCAACAAAAUAGCAGGAGAAAUGACUCAAAUUGAAGCAUACACACGUCCAAACAGUGUGGAGCUUUCUUUGAUUCCGUUUAGCAAAUACAUAAACGCCCACUGGACGUUAGAUGGAGGUUAUAAAGAUUUCAAUGUAAGCAUUAUAGGUGGCAAUUACAACAAGUCUUAUAUCACUAAUAACACGAAUUAUAAUUUCACGGAGCUGAGAGCAGCAGUAUACUACACCAUCACCGUCGUCACUCUUUCUGAGAAACCUGAUUUGAGAAGCGAUCCUGUUAAUCAAUCAGUGUUCACAAAGCCUACUUCUCCUGGACCGGCAACUACCAUUGUUCAUAACAAAAGUGCCAUAACUGUAACCUGGAAAGUUCCAAUAGAGUCAGAGGGAUUUUCAGACAUUACAUAUGAGGUGACAUUUGAGUCUCCUUACUGGAAUCACAGAGAUUCAAUAAAUGUAACGCAGAAUAAGGUCACUUUUACCAAUUUAAGAUCGGGAGUAAACUACAACUUCAAUGUCAGUGUUGUGGCUGGUGAUCUGAAGAGUUAUCCAUCCUGUGUUAGUAACCAAACAGAGCCUGAUAAGAAGAUAGUGAGCUUUAUGAUGAUGUGUUCCAGUAGUGUGCCACUUCACUGUAACAACUUUCCAACACGGAAUCAAACACUGGAUAAGCUGAAAAACCAUUUCAAAAGCAAUCUUAGUAGUGUCUACUGGAAACUCAAAAUGAUAAACAGCAACUGAUAAUGUCGAAAUCCCCACAGCAAAAGCUUGGUUUAUAAAAACAACCUGAUUUAUGAUACAAUAUUUUUAAACACUAUUACAAUUUUUUAAUUCUUAUUUUACUUUUGAAUUUGUUUACUUUCUUCUCAAAAUCAGUGACCCGAUCAUACCGAGACUUCAUACAAUCAACAGGAAAGCAGAAGUCACAGACCAUCAGUAUAAAGAGAAAUACAUGCAUUUUUUAUUAACUAUAUAACCAUAUUAAAAUAUCUUUAUAGUUUUCACUCCUAAAAGGUUUAUGCAUUUACUGCAGAAAUUCCUAAAUGUUUGUUUUUUUCUUCUACACAACUGUCACUGUAUCAGGGUUAUACAUUUAUCUAUAAUGUUUUUUUUUAAGUAUUUCUUUAAGUUUUUUUAACAAUAAUGCACAAUUAUGAAAAGUGCUAUAGUAAUUAAACUUGAGUUUGAAAUGCUAGGGUGGUGGCUGGAUGCUCUUUAGGUUGUGGUCCUUAAACUUUAUGUCUGAUACGAGAAAAUAUUAUUUCUUAAUAGUUAUGCAAACAUUUGGUUACAGAAUGAUAAUACCAAUAUAUGCAUGUAGUAUUUUGUUUUGCUACAUUUAUUUUACUUCUUUGCAUUACUGGUUCUGGUUUUCGGUUUAGUCUUUGUGUAAAAAUUCCUGUUUAUUUUCUGUUAGUGUAUAUGCAUUACAUGUGAUUAUUGAUUUUUGAGGAUUAUUGAGCAUUAUAAA
Molecule: messenger RNA, 4934 nt
Organism: Misgurnus anguillicaudatus (oriental weatherfish)
Lineage: Eukaryota; Metazoa; Chordata; Actinopteri; Cypriniformes; Cobitidae
Product: receptor-type tyrosine-protein phosphatase eta
Molecular function (GO): protein binding
Source: RefSeq, a predicted model, not a curated record